AUGCCUCACUUUGAAAACACCAUGAUCAACCUUCCCAACCCCUCCAGCGGUGCAGGGGAAAUACCCCCUUUUAAGGACCCAGGGUAUAAUUUCUCAGGGAAAAUUCCCCCGUAUGACGAGGCAAUGCUGGAGCCGUUCCGGCUGUCUGGGGAGAUUCUUGCUGACGUGGCAGCGGCAUUUGACCAUGCCAGGUCAACGUUUGCAUGUGUGGAGUCCACGUGCCCCACAGAUACCACCUUCACUUCUGCUGCUUCAGCCUUCCCUGGUGCUGCUGUCUCACCUGCUGCCGUCUCACCUGCUGCUGUCUCACCUACUGCUGUCUCCCCCCCACAUGAACGUAGCUGCCUGUCCGCCCUGCUACAGCCGGCAGCAGCCUCGGAACUAUCCGAACCUCUCCCCCUGUCCGCACCUCUUCCCCUGUCCGCACCUCUCCCCCCAUCCGCACCUCUCCCCCCAUCCGCACCUCCCCCCCCAUUAACACCUCUCCCCUCAUCCGCGCCUCACCCAGCAUCAGCACCCGCAGAAGCAGUACCCUUCUCGCCCAAUAGCCCAGCCGCUCCACACCUCUCUCAACCGCUUCGUCUUGCCCACACUCCACCUGGCAGGUGGGGACAACCCACUCUGCCCGACCCGUGCCGGCCCGGUCUUGAAGAGUUUGCGAGGGCUGUGAGGGAGGGGGAGGGGGGCGGAAGGGGUGGUAUGCUCACCUGCAAGGAGCAGCAAUUCUCUGUGAAUGGAGGGGGGGUGGUAUCAACAGCCCGUCCUCCCCAGGGUCUUGAGGAGUUUGCAAGGGCUGUGAGGGAGGAAGGGGGCGGAAGGGGUGGUAUGCCCACCUGCAAGGAGCAGCAAUUCUCUGUGAAUGGAGGGGGGGUGGUAUCCACAGCCCGUCCUCCCCAGGGUCUUGAGGAGUUUGCAAGGGCUGUGAGGGAGGAAGGGGGCGGAAGGGGUGGUAUGCCCACCUGCAAGGAGCAGCAAUUCUCUGUGAAUGGAGGGGGGGUGGUAUCAACAGCCCGUCCUCCCCAGGGUCUUGAGGAGUUUGCAAGGGCUGUGAGGGAGGAAGGGGGCGGAAGGGGUGGUAUGCCCACCUGCAAGGAGCAGCAAUUCUCUGUGAAUGGAGGGGGGGUGGUAUCCACAGCCCGUCCUCCCCAGGGUCUUGAGGAGUUUGCAAGGGCUGUGAGGGAGGAAGGGGGCGGAAGGGGUGGUAUGCCCACCUGCAAGGAGCAGCAAUUCUCUGUGAAUGGAGGGGGGGUGGUAUCAACAGCCCGUCCUCCCCAGGGUCUUGAGGAGUUUGCAAGGGCUGUGAGGGAGGAAGGGGGCGGAAGGGGUGGUAUGCCCACCUGCAAGGAGCAGCAAUUCUCUGUGAAUGGAGGGGGGGUGGUAUCCACAGCCCCUCCUCCCCAGGGUCUUGAGGAGUUUGCAAGGGCUGUGAGGGAGGGGGAGGGGGGCGGAAGUGAUAGCAUGCUCACCUGCAAGGAACAUCCAGGGAGGGUGGCAUUCACAGCACCUCCUCUCCAGGGUCUUGAGGAGUUUGCCAGGGCUGUGAGGGAGCGGAUUGCCAUGGGGGGUGGGAUGGUUGGAGAGGGGAGUGUGGGAGAUGGGAGUGUGGGGGGUGGGAGUGUGGAAGGUGGGAGUGUGGGAGGGGGGAGUGUGGGAGGUGGGAGUGUGGGAGGAGGGAUUGUGGGAGGUGGGAGUGUGGGAGGAGGGGUUGUGGGAGGAGGGAGUGUGGGGGUUGUUAGUGUGGGAGGUGUGACUACCGGUUGUGUGACUGUAACGCAGCCUAGCUCUGGUGCUGUUGGCUGUGAGCAGGCUGCUGUUGCUGAGGGGAAAGAACUGGAAAGGAGUGGGAGCAAGGAGACAGGCGUGAAAGGGGUUCCCGUGAGGAGGAGACGCAAUCGUAUCAGAUCUGAGCGAUCUCGCCGCAAGCGAGUGAGUGAUGCAGUGGAAACCCUUCGGUUGCUGGUCCCUGCUCCGGUGUCGGCUCCAACCGACAUGGCAUCCGUGCUAGAAGCCACAGCAGCAUACAUCCGAGAAUUGCAGGUCGGCAAGGCGUUCGCGUCGCAGUACUAUACCGUGAUGCACACGCAACCGCACGACGUGCACAAGUUCUACGUCGACGAGAGCAAAUUCACGCGCGCCGAGCGCCUCGGCAUUCCCGGGGAAACCGUGACGACCAUGCAGGGUAUCCACACCAAGGUGAUGUCAUUGGAUUCAUGCGAAGUCAAGGCGGAAAUCAAAUCCGUGGACUGCCAGGAAUCUCUCUCCGGCGGCGUUCUCGUGGUGGUAACCGGCGCGCACUGUUACAGCAGCAGCGAGCGACGCGGCUUCGUCCAGAGCUUCUUCCUCGCGCCGCAGCAGAACGGCUUCUACGUCCUUAACGACAUCUUCCGGUUUCUAGAGGACGCGCCGCCGCCGCAGCCGCCCGCCGUAGUUAAACACGCCGUCGGCGGGGGGACCAAGUCGGCCGCGUCUGCCGUUGGAUCAGCUACAGCUGCCGCUGCCGGGAGUGGGUCUCAGGCAGGUUUGGUGAACGGGCACGCGGCGGAUCAAGCUGCAGGGUCCCGGGAGGUUACAUCUGUGGAUCAUGCGGUGCGAGAUGUAACGGUCGACGAGGCGUCUCAAGCGUCCGCGCCUGCCGCCGCCCCCAGCGCCGCAGCCGGCGGAGCCGGGGCUCCCCCGGCCGCGGACGACGGCGCAGCGGGGGAGGAAGUGCAGGUGAUUCGGGAAGUGCCUGAGUCGGUCGUUUCCGUGAAUCAGGGCCAAGGGCAGGGUCAAGGGGCGGGAGCGGGAGCCGCCGCAGCAGCGGCGGAAGGGGAGAAGGCGGAACCUUCGGUUGCGUCUUCCGCCCCAGUUUCCGCGCCUGCUGUCCUUCUGAGACUCCCUUACGCCUCCAUCAUGACCAACCCGUCCAACCCUUUCUUGAGCCUCACUUCCCCGCCCCACACACCCCUCCCCCAUCCCACUCUACAGCUGCAAGCCAUGCGCGCGCAAUCCGCAGCUGCCUCACCCGCGGGCGCCUCCGCGGGCGCAGCUUCCGCGCCUGCCUCCGCCACUCCCCCCGCAGCUGCGCCUCUGGGGGCGGUUGCGCACAGGCAGCCGCCGCUGCUCCCUGCCGCAGCAGUUGGGGGCGCUGGGGCGUUUGGGGCGCAAGAGGCAGCACCUUCUGGGGCAGCAGCUGGGUUCUCUGCUGGUUUGCUGGCCCCUGCUCCUGGGUUCGCUGCUGCUGGUGGUGCUGCUGGGGCUGGAGAGGAUACCAAUGCUGCUGACGACGCUGCAGGGGAGGGGCGCGCUGUGUUUGUGCGCAACCUGCCAGUGCGCAUAACUGCCAAGGAGAUUGCAGAGCACUUCAGCCAGUUUGGAGCAGUGAAAGCAGAUCGUAUCCAAAUUCGGGGUAACAAGGCCAACAACCCUGCCACUGUGUACGCGUUUGUGGAGUUUGAAGAACCUGCAGCAGCACAAGCAGCAGUAGAGAAACAAACGAUCAUGGUGGGGAAUUUCCAGGUGAAGAUCGAGGAGAAGAAGGCUACAAGCGCCGGCCGAGGCUCAUAUCGUCGUACAGGAGGCGGUCGGGGUGGCUCGGAUCGCCAAUUCCGCGACGGCAGCAGCAACUUUGGUGGUGGUGGUGCUGCUGCUGCUAGCGCUGGCCUUGUGGGGCUGGGCAGGGGGGGUGGUCGUCAAGUGGAGGGGGGAGGGGGAGAAGAGGGGGACAGGGACGGACAGGAGGGAGUAGAGGAGGGGGGCAAGGAGGGGGGGUUGCAGUGGUGGCUCCGUCGUAAGGGCGUGCCUGGGUUGUCGUAA
Molecule: messenger RNA, 3795 nt
Organism: Closterium sp. Naga37s-1
Lineage: Eukaryota; Viridiplantae; Streptophyta; Zygnematophyceae; Desmidiales; Closteriaceae
Source: the annotation of a GenBank genome assembly